This is a messenger RNA of Xyrichtys novacula (pearly razorfish), 14724 nucleotides long. The record is from the annotation of a GenBank genome assembly. Lineage: Eukaryota; Metazoa; Chordata; Actinopteri; Labriformes; Labridae.
GAUCUUAUAACGACUCAUCCUGUGAAAUUGACGUUACUGCGUUUAGCUGACCACAACAGUAGUUCUGGGUCGCCUUUGUAAUUAUUUCUAUGUCUUAAAUCGCAUUUUUUAUCCUUUUAAAUUCACCGGUGACCGUCCUUUUAUCGGAAACACCUCCAGGAUGAUUCCCACCGAGGACGCGUCCGCCAGGAAGCGGGAGAUAGAGGAGAAACUGAAGCAGGUCGGACAUGAUGGCUGGAGGGGAAGGAAGCAUCACAAACGAAGCUUUGACACAUAAAUAUAACACUCCUGUCGACCUUUACAUCGUUUUUAAUAGAUAGAUGUGGUGUCUGUGCCCUUUAAUAACCUGAGAAAAGCGACUCAAUGCUGUUUUGUUGGUGUUACAGGAGCAGGAGACUCUGUCAUUCAUCAGGGAGAACCUGGAGAAGAGUGAUCAGCUGACCAAGAACAUGGUAGGACGGACACACCUGCACAAAUACAAUAAAACACACACAAAAAUAACAGUUAGAUACAAAGUACUGAGUCAAAUCCAGUCCUAUUAUAGCGGCUAUUCCUUUAUAAUUAUAACAUUAACAUGUCCAACAUGAAAUACGGGAGAGUGGGGUAAGUUGAGCCACCCCCUGUUUCUUGGAAAUGGUGUAAGAAAUUGAUCAUGUGACCAAAUAUUUAGGAGAUGGGCAUCAAUUCAUGGAGUCUGUGAAGGUUCAAAGCGCAUGGGUGAAGGGGUUAGACAUUUAUUUAAAAAAAAAAAAAAAAUUCACUCUGUAAAGUGAAUUGAGUCUGUCAUCAGUUUUAUUAAAAUUGUGUUCAGACCAAAAAAGACCAACAUCAAUUGUGGUAUCUAUGAGGCAUAAAAGUCCACCAUUUUAUCUUAGAAGACUAAUAAAGUCAUCAUAGUAGUUCUGGGGUAACUGAGAAAGUAAAGGAGUCUGAUGAGAGGAUCCGAGUUUCAGUUCAGAUUGUUGAAAUGUUUGACUUUUUCUUUUUAAAAAUACAGAUCUGUGAAUGUUCUGAAUCACUUAAAGACAUUCUCAUGUUCAAAUGACUUUUUACAAAACAGCUUUUUAUCAGUUAUAUGGAAUAAUAAUAAUAAUAAAAAGAAUUAUUGUACCAGUUGAAUAACGAAUAAUAGAUAAAAAUACACAUGAAUUACCCCACUCCUGUGGUCAAUUUACCCCACGGAUCUGUCUUUUUUAUUUGUUUUUCAUUGAAUCAGUAAACAGCAAAAUAUAACUCAACAACAAUCUUGGAUUGGACAUUGGAUUGUACUAGAGGCGUGUCAAAAACACCUCACUCUCGCACCCAAACAUUGACAAAAAUUCAGGCCAGCAUAGUCACUACACAGGCCAUUAUGCAAAAGAGCAUCUUGUCUUGUUAUUAUAACUGGAGAAAACUGGGAAAAGAGCCUUUUUCUCUUUUUUGUCGAGUCACAAAUCUGAGUAUUUUUUGCUGUUUAAUUGUGUGUUUUUGUCCUGUAAGGUCUCCAUCCUGUCUUCGUUUGAGAGCCGCCUAAUGCAGCUGGAGAACUCCAUCAUCCCGGUCCACAAACAGACGGAGAACCUGCAGCGUCUGCAGGAGAACGUGGACAAGACUCUGUCCUGCAUGGACCAUGUCAUCAGUUACUACCACGUAGCCAAAGACACAGACAGGAUCAUCAGAGAGGGGUAGGACUCUGAGACUGAGGGCUGGUCUUUUAUUGGAGGAGAUGGGAGAGGAUCAGAGAUGUCUCAUCGUUUUGGAUUCUUCUGUUUCAGGCCGACGGGCAGGCUGGAUGAGUAUCUGGCUUGUAUUGCGAAGAUUCAGAAAGCUGUGGAGUACUUCCAGGAUAACAACCCUGACAGCCCUGAACUCAACACAGUGGUACAAUAUCUACCUCUGUCUUUAUGUAUGCACUCUCUGUGAGGUUAAGCUCUAGUUUUUGAGAAGUAGAGGAGAGGACCGGUCCUUUUUAGCUAAUUUUUGGUCCUAAUAUGGAAAGAUUUCAGAGGAUGUUUUUGAAGAAAGUCACUCUGUGUGGUUAAACACCAACAUUUACAACUAAAAUUAAUCUGCUCUUUUUGUUUUCGUUUCUGCAGAAAGCUCGUUUUGAAAAAGGUAAAGAGCUUCUGGAGGCGGAGUUUCGCAGCCUCCUGACCCGCUACAGUAAACCUGUUCCCCCGAUCCUCAUCCUGGAUGCCAUCAGUGUGGACGAGGAGCUGGAGGUCCAGGAGGACGUGGUGCUGGAACACCUUCCUGAAGCUGUGCUGCAAGACAUCAUCUGCAUCGCCGGCUGGCUGGUGGAGUACGGACGCAACCAGGGUACAGCUGAGUUUGUCACAUCCUGUCCACGACUGCUGGACUGUCCUCUUUUAGCUUUUACAACGAACAGCUCAUUCAUGUGGUUUAAACUCUUAUUCGUCCAUGGUGCAGUAACUCCGCCCCCCUGUAUUUUGCUUUAUCAGUACAGUUAAGUCCGUUAAACUCUCUCCUUUUCCCUGCAGAUUUCAUGACCGUCUACUUCCAGAUCAGGUCCAAUCAGCUCGAUCGCUCCAUCAAAGGCCUGAAGGAUCACUUCCGUAAGAACAGUGCCUCUUCUGGGAUCCUCUACUCGCCGGCGGUCCAAACCAAACGCAAAGACACGCCCACCAAAAAGGCCCCGAAGAGACCAGGUCAGCACUGGACUCCUUAUAACACCUGAUCCACUUUCUCUGGACUUCGGUCUGUGAUCACACCUUACAUCAGAGCCCUGAUUUAGAGGAAGGCUAACACACUCAGGCUCUUUUCUGCACACUGUUGAUGAUUUAACGUUAGCAGCACCUUUCAUCACAUGGAAAUCCUCCUCAGUCUGUUUGGUUUGAUUACCAUCCAGCCUCAUUAUUCUGUUUCAAGUGUCCUCUUCAUCCUCUCUGUGAUUAACCCAGAUGUAGAGCACCCUCCUACAAACACACUUCUCUGUUUCUGUGUGAUUUGACUCUCAGCUCAGACUAAUCCUUCAUCCUUUCCUCUUUCAUAAUCCCAAUGUUGUGAUGACAGUCUACAUCCCAGGUAAACACAAAGCUUGUGUGUCUGCACUGUGCUUGCUUUUGUCCGUCAGAUGCCACGUUUCAGGGCAGAGAAGAGGCUGAAUGAGUUUGUAAAGAAAGUAGGACUAGAAAAGUGCUGUUCUCUGGAGAGAUGUUGUUGUUGUUGUUGUUGUUGUUAUAGAGUAGAUUGGAGCUUCUAGUUUCACUGUGGUGUGUUCUGCUGCUGUCGGACCUGCCUGAAAGACCUCCAAAGAGAGGCAACCAGGAACCACCUCAGCUGACAUAAUCUGAAUCCACUCUUUAUCUGGGCGCAAAAUCAAUUAAUCCGAUCAUGAUGUUCGUUUACAUGCAGCAAGCACCAAGAUUUCGCUAAAACAAACGCAGAAGAAGAAGAGUUGUAUUUACGCCUGUGCUGUCAACAAACCAACAAACAUGGUAGCAGCUCACUCAAUCCAAUUCAGAACUAUUUUCCCCCUGUUAAAUCCACUAGAUGUCGCUCUUGCGUACUUAUUUUACUGCUCUGUCAAAGGUUGUACUGUGUGUAUAGAUGUGACAUCACUGCGUAUGUCUUGUUAUGUUACCGGAGGCGAUAUUUAUUUCUAAAUAUUUCUUCUAUAGCUUUUCUAGCCAAUCAGAGGCAAAGGAGGCGGGACCUAGCCUUCGUAAUAACGUGUUUCAGAAUAAAGAUCGGCUUAAACCACCUCUCGAUUAGAAUACAUUUUCUUUCCGAUUGAGUGGAAUCAGAUCAGAAACUUCUGAUCGGCAUCUUUACGUGAUGCAUUUUUAUUCCGAUCCGACAUUUAUUCCGAUUUUUUGUGCCCAUGUAAACUCAGCUAAUGUGAAGGUUCAGAAGCCGGAGUCUGCGCUCCCCCAGAGUGUCUGAGAUGCUGCACCUUUUAAACUUGACUCAAGUUAACGGAGGAGAACUUACAUUUAUCUGAUAACUUGGUUUAAUUCAGCUGACACCUUCCACGUGAAACUAGAGGCUGCAGAGUUUGUGCGUUCUUGUAAAUUAGCUGUUUGUAGUCAGCGUAGUGUUAUUGUGUCAAACAGAGGAGCUUGUACCCAUCAAACAGCAGAUAGUUUUGUCACAAAUCUGUUGAAAGAGUUUUAAACGUGCAACAGGAUCUAUGAUUAUAGAUUUAUUUAUUAUUUGUUGUUUGACCUGAAAACCCCCAACAUGCACUUCUGACUCUGUCCUGCUGCUGCUUUUAACUGAAAUCAUAACACAAAAGAUGAAGUAGUUCUUGGCUUUAAUUUGGGUAAACUUCGAUGCAGACGGUGUGAAGUUGCCACCGUUUAGAAAUAUGUAAUCAAACCAAUAUAAGGCAGCUGUCGCCCCCUGCUGCUCAUGACAAACACUGCAGGUCGAAGGCACUACCUCUCUGCAUCUACGUGUUUAACAGCUAACUGUCUGUUAGCAUCAUCCACAAAUUCAAAAGCCGUCGCUUCCAGCUCGUCGCCACGAACAGUGAAACCCUCAAUGACCGCAGCUUCAAGUGUGCCUCAUGCUAACUAACCCACUAACCAAACUCCGACAUGCUGCUGUGUAAAUAUGACUGUUUUUGUGAUGAUAGUGGUUUUAAUGUUGGACAUGAAUGUUAUAAUUGUGUUAAUUUUUUGGCUGUUUUCUGUUUUUAAACCUGACCUAACCUGUUUAUUCUGCUCUUACAUGACCCUCAGUACUGAGCACAUGUACCCCGGUGUGUUUUCAUGACGUAGCUGUAGUCGCUCUGUCUCUCACUGGUUAUCCUGUUGUGUAGCUGUGGUGUUAGGCUCCGCCCCCCUCUGCUGCCUGCCUGGGUGGUGGUGUCUAUUAUUCAUCACCUAGCUCUUCCUUCUUCUUCUUCUUCUUCUUCUUCCUUCUUCUUCUGUUUCUUGGCUGUCUGGACCUGCUGCCCCUCCUCCUCUGGACUCUGUCUCUGUGUCUAUGGGACCAGGGACCAUUCGCAAGGCUCAGAACCUUCUGAAACAGUACUCACAGCAUGGGCUGGAUGGGAAAAAGGGGGGCUCUAACCUCACUCCUUUGGAAGGUAACGCACUUCGGUCUUCUCCCAGGUGUCCUCUCUCUCCCUCCUUCUUCUCAGUGUGUCUGUUUAUGUUGUGCUUCCAUGUUGUUUCUCAAUAAGGGAAACAAGCACACAUAAACCUCCUCUGUCACAACAGCUCUGUGAUGAUGCAGAUUAUACAUAAAGCAAAAAUAAUCAGAGAAUAAAUCAGGAUUUAUAUUCAAGGCCUACAUGAAGCCGAAUGAAUCGACACUCUUUACAUGUUAGAAAAAUGUUUAUUAGCAGUGUUUCUAUCGUGGAUUAAUCUCACACUUCAGUUUAAAAGUUGAAUAAUCUCUGCAGUUUUUAAAAGCAUGUCCACUAUCCAGCAGAACCACAUUGAACAACGAUGAAGAAACUAUCUUUACUCUGAUGGCUUUAAAGGGAUAUUCCGGCGUGAAAUUCGGUUAGGGUCAAACACACCGUAACACCGAGUUAGACACCCCCUCCAGAGAUGAAUGUUGCCGACCGCUUGUUUCUCUAGUUAUACCAAUUAUACCAGCCAUAGUACUAGACACCAAACAUCUUUUUAACUUUGACUAAUUUCUUUAGAAAAGAGACUAAACACAACUCACCUACUCUCUUCCAGCAGACGCUUGUUUGUAGCGAGACCUCAGGCCAGUCCAUUAUGGACUACAGCGGGGUGCCGCAGCUCAAGGAAGAACAUUUAUGAUCAUUUCUUCAUGGAAAUACAAUCAGACCGAGACGCUAAGACAGAAGAACUACCAGGUCUGCAGUAAAAAAUGAUUAAUAUGAUGAUUAUUACUCUAAGGAAAUGAUGAAGAAAUGAGACACUUUUAAUUUUAUGCCAGAAUAUCCCUUUAAUCCUCCAGAAUUAAACCCAAUGUGGAUAUCUAAAGCUUCUAUGAGAAACUUUUAGUAUGUGUGGAAUUUGGCGCCCCCUGUGGACAUAACAGUCAUUGCUGAUCUUGCCCUCUCCAUGCAAAGACAUCCGACCUAAGUUUCUCAACACUGGAGGUUUCUAACAGGCACAACAAUCGACUUAAUAUCACGUCAAAGUUUUAUCGACUUCAUAAAUCAAACCUCAUAGGCUGGUGUACCACUAAUGGAGCUGUCUUGAGCAGAUCUGUGAAAGGCAAUGUAGGGUAACCCCCCCCCCCCCCCAAAACAUCCUUGAAAAGCUGCACUAAGUCCAAAGCUGUUGUGACCUUUUUCUCUAAACACACACUGACUAACGCACACGAGUCUCACACACAAACACACAACCCCCCCAGACUGUGGUGGGUUCCUCGCUUCCUCCCCCUGCUUGGUGGUGGUCGGUUCAGAUGUUCCAGGUUCAGGUUUGCCCCCCCUCCUCCCCUCCACCUGGCCUAGUCAUGACCCCUCAGGUUUGACUAGGCCUGUGUCCCUGCUGACCCCCUCCAAACCCCUCACCCUGCCCACCAGGUUUUGAUCACGACCUGCGGGUCAAACACCUGUCUGACGCCCUGACCGAGAAGCACGGGGCCGCCGCAGGUGAGUGACGGGGACACGGGGGAAGAACAGGAAUGAAGCAGGGAAUUUCUUUUUUAAUUAAAAGUGCUACAAGAAAACACCGUCACAUACUCACACCUGAACUGUUUUAAAAACAACAAGCCACCACAGCCACAACCUGGAGAUGUUUAUGAUGCACCUGCCUGACAAGAUCUUUGUGCUCCUCUCAGGGAAAGACGAUGUCCUGGACAUUGAGAUCGACUCUUACAUACACUGUAUCAGUGCCUUCGUCAAGCUGGCCCAGAGCGAGUACGCCCUGCUGGCAGAAAUCAUCCCCGAGCACCACCAGAAGAAGACCUUCGACUCUCUCAUUCAGGUCAGACGCAGACACGAUCAGCUGAAACCGACAGAACAGAGUCCGUCUCAUAAAAUCCGAAGAGUAGAAGUCAUUAAAGGUGGAGUAGGCAGGAUUCUGUAAAAGAAGCAUCUUUUUUUUUGUGGUGUAUUUACAAAAAAGCUUUUGAUAUCAGUCAAUAGUUAUUAGUUAUUGAUGACAUUUGAGAAUAUCGCAAUAUCACUGUGUUCUCUUAUGUCUGUGUACCGUAUUUUCGAGGGGAGAGGAGGAGCUGAGGGGAAAACUGGUUUGAGGGGUCGAGUUUACAUUCAAGAUUUCUCCUAAAAACUGGAACUUCCUCAGAUCCUGACUAACCAACCUUUAAGUAAAACUCCCAACAGUUUGGACGCUGUUGUAUAUGAUGGUCAAGGCAGAAUUUGAUGGUUUGUAAGUAAAUCUUCGACAAUAAAUCAAACAUGGAAACUGAAAAUGUGACAUUUAUCUAUCAAGAAGAGGUAAGAAAUGCACACUAAUAAAAGUAAAAUAUAUGGAACUAAAACAGAGAUGAAGUUAAGUGAAAGCAUAAAAAAAACCACAGUGAAGUAAUCAAACAGCAAUAAGAUCAGUAAUUAAAUAUAAAUAAAGAUAAUAUCAGUAAUAAAUGAGAGUAGUCCAGGAUGAAGCAACAAAACUAAACACAUGGAUGAAUCUCUGUACUAAAGAGUCAGGGUGGUUUGACUUUUCAGGGCCUGAUUCAGCGCUGCACGGCAUGACUCUGUAGUGAAAGUCACCGCAUGAGCUCAGAUUCACUUCUGAUCCACCGUCUGUAAAUACACGUCAUCACUACAUCCAGAAAUAAGGUCGAAACUCUUCAUUCGAACUUCCUGUGGGAGGAUGUUAAAUGACUCAAACUGCUUUAACCCGUAAGACGCCGAACUCUGAGUUACUCUUGUUCAGGUUUUACCUCCAGAGAAGGAUCGACAGAGUCUGACCCCGGAACAGGCAGAGCGUCUGCGUCUCUCAGAACAAGAGUAGACCUGAAGGUGUGAUGUUAAUAACUCUGUAAGAGGCCCUUCAGGUUCAGAGGUCUCCGUGUUGAGUUUGCAUGCUCCAGAUUCCCUUCACAGUCUAAAGACAUGCAGGUCAAGUUCAUGUGAGACUCUGUUUCACCCCUCAGUGUGAAAUCCUGCAUGUGACUGUUUCAGUGUUCCUUGAAAAGAGGACGUUUGAGUCUGUAUUAAUCCUGUCUGAACACCUAUAAUUAAAAGUUUUCACAUGAAUUAAACUGUCACGGCUCUUUUAACGAGGAGGUGAAGUUAUCAUAACAAGCUCUAAGCCGCCUCCGCACCCUCGUGUCUCCACACGUCAGGACUUCAUCUUCCCUUCACAGAUAAAUACCGUAACUUUUUAAUUGAACUAAACGUCAAACUGAAGUAUUUUAAACAUGUUAAAUAAACUGUUUGUCUUAUCUGACUUUAAUUAUUUUGGACAGAAAUCUUCCUGCAUGACAUGAUGGUACAGUAACACGGCGGUUAUGUAGAAAUGUCACAUGAUUUGUUGUUUUUCGUCUCUGAGUCAGACGGUUAGAAACUCGAUGACUGUCAAAGAGAAGCCUUGAAUUCAGCUGUCUCUAUUUAACUUCCUGUGUUUCCUCGUCCGUCCACAGGAGGCGCUGGACAACCUGAUGCUGGAGGGCGAUAACAUCGUGUCUGCAGCUCGCAGGGCCAUCAUGCGUCACGAUUACUCCGCCGUCCUCACCAUCUUCCCCAUCCUCAGACACCUGAAGAUGAACAAGUCCGACUUUGACGCCACGCUGCAGGUCUGCUUUGUUUGCACCCCUCUUUUGUUUUGUACUGUCCCUUUAACGAUGAGUUGAGAGCUGGCGGUACCACUGCGUGCUCCAUGUGAGGAGGUUUCACCUCGGGCAGACAGCCCUGAUUAGAUUCUGGUCUGUGGCUUCAUCCUGCUCUGUCCACUGUCCUCACAUCCUCUCAGACAAACGCACAAUGAGCCAGAAACAUGUGUUCAAAAUCCUGACCCGUGUUGGUGCACUGAUGCUGUCAGUACGGUGGCCCUGAGGGUCAAUUGCACCAUCAGUUCAUGUCCCCAGAAACCGUUUAUCUGCCGUGUUUAUGCAGGACACUGUUCUAUAAUGAAAUCAGUCUGAAAUGGAUCUUUUAAAGCUUAGUGGUUCGGAUUGUGUGUUUUUUUUUUUCAGGGAACAGCAGCGAGCACCAAGAACAAGCUGCCGACUCUCAUCACCUCCAUGGAGACGAUCGGAGCCAAAGCUCUGGAGGAGUUCGCAGACAGCAUCAAGGCAAGAAGACGCUCACAUUUACCUCUGUUACCGAUCACUGAUCAUUAAAUCAAUCACUGAUUACUGAGUCCUCUCCUGUUUGACCCCAGAAUGACCCCGAUAAAGAGUACAACAUGCCGAAAGACGGAACCGUCCACGAGCUGACCAGCAACGUAAGCCCGCACUUCACUCCGCUCUCUGUUACGUGACUCUGCCUCCUGUAUUUGCUCUCUCUGCGCUCCAAACUAACACCUACCUCUCUAUGAGGCCUCCUCUGUUUGUUCAUCUCUGGGGAUCCAGGCGGUCAUCAUGGCAACGUCCAACAGCGGAGAGCCGAGUGUAUGUGUUUAAUGAGUGAGCUGAGGCAACGCUAACCUUGACCUCUCCCUCCCGCAGGCCAUCCUGUUCCUGCAGCAGCUGCUGGACUUCCACGAGACGGCCGGAGCCAUGCUCGCCUCGCAAGGUAGAGACACACCGACGAGACCCUGACAGACACAACGAGACCCCCACAGACACACCAGCGCCACCUGCAUGAACACAUUAACCGCUCGUACAGACGUGGCUAACAUGACCCGCCGGCGUCAUUAUGUCAGACCUCCUGCUGCCUGGACACGGUUUCAUUUACAGCUAAUAUCAGCCGUGAUCCGGGUUGGCUGUCUGUGAUUAUAUAAAGUGACAUUAUACAUUAAAAACAUCAGAGCAGAUCUGAACACAGGAACAUGUGUUAUUCUGUUGAAAAGUGUUUGGACAAAGAUGGUUUUCAGGUCUGAUUGCUGAUUGUGUGACUCUGUCAGAGCCGUGAGCAUUUUCACACAAAGACUCAAAACAAAACCAGGAGACUGGAGAACAAACUCAAGGUGAAGAAAAAUCCUUUUCAACCCAAAUAAGAGAAAUUUGGAGAGAUGGUUUCUCAUUUUCCUGCGAAGCUCCGAGAAGAGAGUGAAAUUCAGCAGCUGUCAGGUGGACAGAGUGACGUUGUCUCUCAGAGGUUUAUUCGACACAGUCAGAGUAAAUAUUUGUACAAAUUUGUCACACCAUUGGAAACAACUAGAAUGACUCACAGCUUCAGGUUGGAGCUUCGAUUGACUGACAGUACAUGAUAAAGAUUAAAAGAGACACUAAUCAAGCUGCUUUAUAUCCUAAAUAUCUUCAAUUCAUGCUGAUCUCUCCUGUUUGGAUGAUUAUGAAAACUUCAGUCGUCUUAGAGGAGGAACUUCUUUAGUGUCAGAUUUAAUCUUUAAAGUCUGAAAAGGGAGGACGCAGUAAAAGGAGCUAUUGGACGUCUGCAGCUGCAUUUCUGGUGCCUUAUAAAACUCAUGAGGGUUAGGAUGACAAUAAAUCAGCAAAUAUGAAGUUUAUUUGAUGUGUCACACACACCCUUACUUCCAUGUUUUCAGCAGAGAGCUCAGAGAAAACACCACGUCACUGUCCAAACACUUUUUAACACCCUGUUUUGACUCCAGGUUUGAUAGUCUGUUUACACUCGGCUGAUACUGACUCUUCAGGUGGACUGAUGGUCUCUGUCUGUGUUUGAGGAGUAUUAACCCUCUCUUUUAUUCACUCUGUAUCUGUGACGACAUGUUUCCACCUUUAACCUCCUCCUUUCCUUUCUCUGGUCUCUCCUCUCAGAAGGGGACCUGCAUGUUUUUAGUUCCCUCCUUUAUUUCUUGCAUUAAUCUGUUCGACUGAAUCUCCUCCGUUGUUACGGUUAAUCCCUGCUCCUGUGAGGUUUGUAUCUUUGGCUGACCCUCCUCUUUCCGCCCCCUCGCUGCUGCCUGGCUGAUGACUGUUUGCUUACUCUGCACUAACUAAUCUUUUCUAACCUUUUUGCACUUGUGCCUCUUUCUCUUUCUCUUCUCUCUCGCCUUGCCUCGGCCCUUUUAGUACUCGGGGACACUUACAAUAUUCCUUUAGACCCCCGAGGUAAGCAAAAGACCCUGGUGAGCAGUGGUGGAAAAAUGCUGGGCCAGUUUCAUCCAUGAAUGUUCACAUGAUACAAACUGUUCUUGUUAUUUACCUAAGAACUAUACCGACCUCUCAAUCAUGGAGGAGAAGAGGGAUUAAGUGUUUCCACCCCUGCUGAGAAGUUUUCAGAUGUUUUCUUUAUUGUGAAUUAUGUUUUAUAAUCCUGAGCAGCAGAUUACCUCUGAAUCUUUUCACUGAGACACUCAGUUGUCACAUGCAGACUGCUUUAAGUGCCUGCAGAUGCUGUAUUGAAACAGGAGUGCUCUCUGUCAUGAGUGGAGAUGUAGAUUUCCUCCCUCUCUGUCUUUAAAGAGAAAAUCUCAGAAGUUUAAUCAGAGCAGAAAUCAUAAUUGUGGAUUACCGAGUACGUUUGAAGAGAUAUUGACGCUGAAAUCUCCUCCAAUCCUUUCAGAGACCAGUUCAUCAGCGAGCAGCUACACCUCCGAGUUCAACAAGAGGCUCCUCAGCACUUAUAUCUGUGAGUGAAGAAGUGAAUCAAGUCUCUGUUAGAGGGGAAAGUUCAAGUUUUCACGUCUGACUGUUUCUCCUCUCAGGUAAGGUUUUGGGGAACCUGCAGCUGAACCUGCUCAGUAAAUCCAAAGUGUACGAGGAUGCGGCUCUGAGCGCCAUUUUCCUGCACAACAACUACAACUACAUCCUGAAGUCGCUGGAGAAGUGAGCAGGACAAAAGUUUUUAAUGUUGAUUAAAGUCAAAAGGAAAAAUUAGUGAAUGAACCUGGAAAAGAUCAGAAUAAUUCUGCAAAGACCAGGAAGACUGAACGUACAGAUGUUUCUGAUCCUCCAGGGGUCUCUGAACGUUUAUGCACGAGUGUUUUCAUGUUCAUCGAAGGCAGAGGUGGGGGCUUGACGACUCGACUCGAGAUUCGACUUGGACUUGAGUCCCGUUUUUGAUGACUUAAGACUUGCUUGAUGAAAUCAAGAAAUGACUUGGACUCGCUUGGGAUUUGAUUGCUAAAGACUUGAGAGUUGACUUGACUUGAGCCCAGUGACUUGAAAAGUUUAUGGCUUUGAUAUGACUUGUUUUUGACUUGAAAGAAACAGUAAGGACUUGGUUGGGACUCGAAGCAAAAUUCCUAGGACUUGGUUGGGACUCGAAACAAAAAGUUCAGGACUUGGACUUGACUUGGGACUUGUCUGUGUUGACUUGGACUUGACUCCAGACUUGACAGCAAAGACUUGAGACUCGACUUGGACUUGCAACAUAGGGACUUUCCCCCACCUCUGAUCGAAGGUCUCUCCUCCGUUCUUAUUGAUAUUAUCUGACCAGAGUUUUAAUAUCUGUUCUAUAACGUGUAUAAAUGAGGCCCCUGACUUUUAAGUUAAAGAAGAAACAAGUAAAAACUCAGAAAGAAAGAGAAGAAGAAGUAAAUCUGUAGCUCAGUCUGUUCUGUGUCUAUGCUCUGAAUGUGUUCAGGUCUGAGCUGAUCCAGCUGGUGACUGUGACCCAGAAGAAAGCCGAGAGCUCCUACAGAGAGCUGAUCGAGCAGCAGAUCCACAUGUACAAGAACAGGUAAACACAAACAAAACAGUACGGUUCCUCAAACAUACCUGAGUCUGUCGGCUCUUUUCUGACCUGAUGCCUUUUAAUAUCCCAGCUGGCUGAAAGUCACAGAGCACCUGACGGACAGGAACAUGCCCGUGUUCCAGCCUGGCACCAAGGUCAGAACUUAAUUUUAUUAUCUUCAGCAAAGACGUGUGAGCUUCAACAUGUCUGUAUGAUUUCUAGCAAAGAAGAGAGGCUGAUAGUUUUAGCAGAGGCCCGGUGAGGCCCGAGUGUCUCCUGCAGGUCACUUUCAUAACAGCACUCACUGCCGAUCACUCAAGGCUCCUAAUGAUCCUGAAAAGCUUAAAUUCUCAUAGUUAGACGGACAGUUUUAACUGAGAAAAACACAAAGACUGGUAUGUCAGAGUUGUUUGAGAUCUAAAAAUAAAAGCAUCAUGUUGACGGCGUUCAGAAAAAGUCUCUUUCAGUCUCCUCUGGUUGACGUAACUGAAUUCUUUCCUCUCUGCAGCUGAAGGAUAAGGAGCGACAAGUGAUAAAAGACAAAUUCAAGGUGAGUUCAAUCACCUUUUUACACCUGAUGCUGUGAAAAUCAGUACAGUCAAAGCACAACCGGGAAAGAAUCAAGUGAACAAAGAGACCUCUGUCCUCUCCUGCGCCUCUCAGGGUUUCAAUGACGGUCUGGAGGAGUUGUGUAAGAUCCAGAAGGGAUGGGCCAUCCCAGACAAAGAGCAGCGGGACUUCAUCCGUCAGUCCCAGAAGAAGGUCGUGUCUGAAGCCUACAGGAGCUUCCUGCAGAGGUGAGCGAGACGCUUUUAUUAAUUGACUGUGAAUAUUUUUAUAAUCCUGUCUCACAUCCUGCAUCAGCAUUAUUACUAUUCCACGACAGAACUGUGUACAGUAUACCGGCCCUGAACAGCCUAAUCAAAUAAAAACACUGACUUGACAAAUUAAGUUUAAAAAGUAAUUAAUUUAAUAAUUUAAAGGUUGUGUCGUAGAUAAUAUACAAAGUUUUCAUCUAGGGAUGUAACGAUUGUUUUAACGAUUGUUAAAAUGUCUGAUGGUUAGUACGACCGUUUCAAAUUUUAAUUACCGUUAAAACCGUGUUUGAUCGCCGCACUCUGGAAAAGCUCACAGAUUGCUCAGUGUUGAGAAGAGCAGCCGCGCGACGAUGUUGCAGAAAUUUUUCCACCGUCAAAGAAAACAAAGUCUGAAGUCUGGGCGUAUUUCGGCUUCUACAAAGGGUUGUCAGGGAGCUUUUGUGCAUCCCAGUAACCAGCGUGCCCUCAGAGAGGAUGUUCAGUGCCAGCGGGAACAUCGUUUCCCCUCACAGAUCACAAACCAGACGAAGUAAAUGUGCUGACAUUUUUACAUUUCAGUCUCAAGUAGUGAACAAAGUCAGCAGCAGAACCUUAUGGUGGAGAAAACGGACAAUCGGUUUAUUAAAUUUGUUUACAUAUUUUACGUUAUUUUAAAGACCUGCACGACACAUUUUUUUACAUGUGGUUGUUUUGUUUCAUAUAGUCGUGUUGCUCAGUUUUAUAUUUGUAAGAGUCGAUCUUUUUGAGCAUUAAAGAUUCUUACAAUUUGCACAAUAAGGAAUGUCAUUUUAUUUGUAUUUGCGCACACACAGGUUAUUUUCAUUUAGCCUCUCUGUCUUCACUAUCUGCUAUAAAAAAUAUCAUUAAAGUGCCACACAGAUUUUAUAUUCCUGUGUAUAUAAUUUUAAUAAUAUAAUGUAUCAUAAAUAAAUGAAUAGGCCUCGUUGAUUGAUUGAUAUUGGAUUAUUGCAGCCUUGGGCUCCCUUCACACCAUCAUUGUUCUUGUUUUUCUUCUAGAUGUGCCAACAUUUCUUUCACUAAGAACCCUGAGAAGUAUCACAAGUAUCGACCUGAGGAGGUUGAGGAGAUGAUAGAGAGGCUGUUUGACACGUCUGCCUGAUUAACCCUUCCUCCUGCUAACAGCCCAGGUGCUCAGACUCUCCUCACACUGCUGCUUCCUCCCUCCCUCCUUCCUUCCCUGUGUCUGUAUGUUUUGUACAAAAAAAACAACAUGAUGUAUUUAUGUAAUUUAGCCGCUCCAGCUUCACAUUUUAAACUAAUAAAGGGAAAUCUGUGAAUCUA